Messenger RNA from Alternaria postmessia, 3507 nucleotides. RefSeq lists its product as uncharacterized. NCBI's taxonomy places the organism in Eukaryota, Fungi, Ascomycota, Dothideomycetes, Pleosporales, Pleosporaceae. Bases 1 to 3507 code for a protein of 1168 amino acids. The transcript is spliced from 2 exons. The record is from RefSeq and is a predicted model, not a curated record.
AUGUCAGGUCUACUUGGGGAGGAACUUGUUCAAGCCGGACAUGUGCCUAUCCCUGAUGGACUCUCUGUUGACAACGUUGUUGGAAUUGUUACGGUCUAUGACCAUAGAGCUCACCAUGCAAAUCGCAGCACGGCGUACAGGAAAUCGCGUAUAAGGACUCAGCUAGCCGAUGGCGAGUGGUCCUUAGAUGGCUGCCAUGUUUUCCUUGGUGCCAUUCAGGGACGACAUUGCUACACGAUGGGUCGUGCCGACAACAAGAGCGCAUCGCCAUCGACGCGCGAUGUGUAUUUCCCUGGUAGUAGGGUCGGGAUUCAUCAGUUCAACCUCACACCGGUAUGGAAGAGCGAUAGCUGGCGUUUGCAGUCCGCUACUGAGACCAUCGCGGAGGUAAAUGGUGCGCCUAUCCAACUCAGCACCCCCCGUACACGAAAACUGUCGAGCCAGUUACCACAGGCCGUCCAUCUGCGACAAAACCUAGUCAAUCACGUUUUGAUCAACGGUUUACGUGUCGAGAUCUUCAUGCUGAAGACUGUACGCGGCCUUUAUCCGAUCCAAGAUUAUCAACUUCUAGAGUUACGCCCUCAACUACAAGAAGUCGUCCAUCGCCCCGAGACCUGGGCACGGGAUCGAUAUCUGCAACGUCCUGACCGGAUUUCUACCAACACGUAUCGGGUUCUUGAGCGCUUCACCGGCAAUAUCGAAACAGCGAAAUUCUUCCACCAUAACGACAACGGCCAAGAUAUUCGCGACGCUGAGUUUCUAAAAUUGGCAAAGGACAGGGUGGAUGCAUCUCUUGUUCGCUACCUGCAGUCAGUUGAGAUCAAUCAUAUUCCGGCAGUGAUCACCGAAACACAUGAGGGAUUUGAGCCAUAUGCUGCCCUAGAGAAGGACAUCAAGGAACAACAUCCGCGCCUUCGCUUCACAAUCGCCUCGAAGCUCCUGCGACGGCUCAUGUCUGCUCUCACCUUCUUGCAUUUCCACAAGAUUGUGCAUGGGAAUGUUACCAAAGAGAGUGCUUUACUUCGUCUGGUGGACUUCAAGCCUGAAACUGUGCUCCUAGUCGACUACUCGAAGUCAACGUCAUUCCCCAGCGGCGCGCCUGAACCUCUGAAGAGGAUGACCGAAGACGGCCGCGCUGUGAUGGAGAUCGUCGAAAGCUGCUGUGAUAUUUGGCAAUUGCGCAAGGCAGCUACCAAGGAUGCCUACAGCGAAGAAUUUAUGAUGACCAAGACUGAGGCUGCGAGUAGAGAGUUCGAGCUCAUGGAGCGCGUAGUCGCAGACUUCUUUGGGCCUAGAGGCAAGUUGCGCGAGUCGAAGGAAGGCAAGAAGAUGCUCCGCUUGUUAAGCAUGAAACAACAUGGUUGGCAUAAGGCUCGGAAUGACCAAAUCCACAACGCGACUCGUCGCGAGGUCGGACCAUGCCGAUCAGAUAUGAUCAAGGAGAUGGAGCUUGACUGGGUGCUUAUGCAUCCGUCUUCAAAGAUAGGCGAAGAGCAGCAUAUGCUGUUAACUCUUGGACACCCAUACCUAGAUGGCUUGGCAUCGAUCGUCUAUCACAAUCGAUGGGAACUAACGCCCCGAGAGGUAUGCGCAAAGAUACGAGAGCUCGCUGGCGAUGUGGAAGAGCCUUGGCAGAGCUUUUCAGUCAAGCGAACAGUGUUGUUUACGCAAAACGGUACUGGCUUCGAAGAACGUGGCAUCUUAGAUUGGAUAGCAGGCUGUUGUGAGGCCUAUCCAAAGUGGCAUCAUGCUUUUGUUCAGGAGUAUGAGCGCCAGAUCUCGCCCCAGCAUGGGAUAAUCAAGUUCGCUGAGAUCAAUAGGCUCUGGGAUGCUCUUGUAAAACAUGGAACUAUGCCUGAUUUCAUGCAAGCCACAUUUGCGGGAUUGACAACCGGAAACAUCACGAACCAGCCGACGACACACUUUGAGGAGACCUAUCAGGUGUGGUAUCACAAGCCUUCGCGAAUGUUCAACCUCACACAUUUACAUCGACUGGCAGCUCCGGAUCUACUUCUCGCCUGCAUCAAUGAGGGGACCAUAGGAUGUAACAACUUUGUCGAAGUACGCGGAGAGUCAGAAAUAGAGGGUCUAUAUGCUACUCUCUCCUUGUUAGCCGCCUUCAGUUCCUCACUUCAAUUGACAGCGGAUAUUCCAGAUCGUGCGCCGCAGUUCCCACUGUAUGAUCCAGCAGACUUCAGUCAGGUUUUGUACCAUGUCGUUCUUGCUCACACCGGUCUUCUUCCUUGGGCAUCAGUCACACGCCAGGGUGGCCAGUACAACUUCCAUGCACCGCUAGCUCCCAAAGCACCAGAGACUGCUGGGAAGUUCCUGCCGACUUACUUUGGCAGUAUGAAGGUGCUGCCCAAAACUCUGAAUGGUAGAGAAGAAUACUGGCGCCCCGAUCACUGGUCAAAGUUCACGACCGCGACAGAGCUCGACGAGGCGGCGGAUUUGGUCAAGCGAACGAUCCUGUCGGCAAAGGGCCCGUUGAAGAAGACAGUAUCGCGACCAGGGAGAUCGGAUCAAACUUGUUCGCCACAUGUUGAUCACUCCAUUCUAGUACAGAUGCUGAAAGAUCGCAAGCAAGCUCUUGCUGAGGCCCAAUCACCAGCGAAACGUAAUGAUGGCGACCAAUCGUCAGUUGCGGUCAUGCCGGCUGCGAAGCGUCUGCAUAUCCUUUCUUCCGUCGAGAACGUGACUCCAGAUAGCGUACCAUCAGCCCGAGCGCCACAGUUGUCGGCCUCCUUCGUAGACCGUCAACUAGACCACAUGAUGGCCAACAUGGAACGCCGGUCGCAGUCCCCAUCGCCUGGACCAUUCCCUGACAUCCCAAGGGCACCGCAUGAGUCUUUUUUCCAGCGAGAUAAUGGAGUAAACACCAAUAUCCUGGUUAGCCCGCCCACGGCCGAGGCAGCUACAAAGGACUCUUUCACAAUCGCAUCUGAUGGCGAUUUCAACCUGGAAGACGACUAUAAGCAAGCAAAAGCUUGGCUCAACGCGAUGGGAGAUGAGGAGGAACCACAAGUUGCUGGCAUCUUUGGCGUCAAUUUUCAUCAUAGUCUUCGACAGCGGGGGGAUGGAUCGGAUACCGACGCAGAUGAGUCGGAGGAAGACCGGAAUGACGAGACGCCAGUUGUUCAUGAAAAGCAGGCGACAUCGAAGUCGUUCCCUAGCCGAUCAAGCCUCCAGCUGGCGACACCUAUGAUGAGCAGUCCUCGCUUCGCACCACCUUUCUCGGCACACUCUUUCGGUUCCUUUGGUGAUGUUGGGGGUCAUCGCCGGAGCGGUAUCUCUCUAUCAGAUCUUGCUAGGGUUAGUAUUCGUAAUGCGCCCACGGUUUCGAGCCCUCCCCCACUGGCAACAGCGGCAACUCCACCUCGCACGGUUACCUCACAAGCUGCGCCUUGCUUCUCUAGCCCUGCUUGGAUGCUGAGGGCGCAGAGCGACGACGACGACGACUUGCCUGACACGGAUCAAGGAGAACAGUUUAGCGAUGACUCUGACUAG